Larimichthys crocea (large yellow croaker) is the source of this 3086-nucleotide messenger RNA. It is a transcript of the gene ankrd33ba, whose product is annotated as ankyrin repeat domain 33ba. Bases 510 to 2087 code for a protein of 525 amino acids. Lineage: Eukaryota; Metazoa; Chordata; Actinopteri; Sciaenidae. The record is from RefSeq and is a predicted model, not a curated record. Gene Ontology annotation, molecular function: protein binding. The transcript is spliced from 6 exons.
GAGGGAGGGAGGGAGAGAGAGAGAGAGAGGUCCCAGUCCCAUCUAAUCGGAUUAGCGGACUAUAGGUUAACAGGCUGCUGUCUCUCUCCGCCCUACAUGGGACGGUCGUGUGCGCAGCGGUUUUACUUUCUACUGGAGCUCCCGUUUGCUAAACCUCAUUCGUAUUUCCUUUAAAUGUGCUCUGGAUAAGUGUUAACUACAACUCAACGUGGUUUCGUUUUUGAAGGGCGCACUUCGUGGGACUUUCACAGUUAUAAGGCGCGUAAAAUGUCACCAACUCUCCGAAGACGCGCAGCAUGCUCAACUAACCCAGCGCAGGUCAAGGAGUUUGUUUGAUUUAGCCUCUCGUAGGCGAUGUAAACCACUUUUUUUUUUUUUUUUUAAAUAUAUAUUUUAGGCACGGCAGUUUGGUUUAGCUCCUGUCUGGACAGACAGCCAGUCCCAUGCCCGCGCCCCGCGAUCCAGGCUGCACUCAACCCCGAGGACAGUGCCCUAGGCUCGGGGGUUAGAUGGUGCUUAUCACGGACGAUGGAGGAGGCGCUUCGUCUCUCCGGGUCAAACAGCUCCUGCAACAGCAAAAAGUCGGAGCGAACAUCACCAAUCAAGUGUACCCGGCCAUACCUGAGGAGCCCCUGUCCAACUCUGAGGAGGACUCUUUGGGCUCAUGCGACGAGGAUGACGAAGACGAGGAGGACGACGAUGAAUUUGAAGAAGUUGACUUCGAGGACUUGGAAGAUUGUGGGAGCGUCUUAUCGGACGACUCCUUCUACCCGCCUGAUGAUGUGUUCGCGGACUCGGAGCGCACCCCGUCACCGCAGCCGCUGUCUUUUUUCCAGGCGUGCUGCACCAACAAUGCCGCUAUCGUCCGGAUGAUGAUACGGCAUGGAGUGAAUGAGGAGGAGGUCAAGGAGAAGGACAGGAAUAACAGGAUAGGGCUGUUGGUUGCAUGUUACCAAGGUUACGUGGACGUCGUCAUUGCGCUGUCUCAGUGUCCGUAUCUAGAUGUGAACUGGCAGGACAGCGAGGGAAACACCGCUCUCAUCACCGCCGCUCAAGCGGGCCACAUAACAAUCACCAACUAUCUGCUCAACUACUACUCUGGGCUGGACCUCGAGAGGAGAAACUGCCACGGCUACACUGCUCUGAUGAAAGCCGCCAUGCAGGGCCGGAUGGAAUGUGUGCGCUCGCUCAUGUUGGCAGGAGCUGCCCUGAAUGCCAGGGACUUUGGCCGCAACCUGACGCCAAGGGAGUGGGCCUUAUUUACGGGCCGUUAUGAAACUGCUUGGGUGAUGACACGCCUGAUGGAGCGGCCCUGUCCCCGCCAGUACUGUGAUACAUACAGUCUAGAGUGGCCCCCGCUUGCAUCACUGGUAGCCAAAGCCGAGGAGCCCCGUGGCUGUCUGAAGCGCCUCUCGGACACUGUGCGCAACGUAUUCAACAUAGCCAACGUCACGAACCCCGAGGAUGAAGGCGUCAUCGACCACAUGGUUUCCAUUACGACUGCCAUGAGGAGCCCGUUUAUUGCUGUGGCAUGCCAUACUGUGUGUCCUGACAGCCCCCCAGCUGUGGGCAAACGGCGGCAUGCAGUUCCCGAAAUCAUCCGCCAGCAGCGUGCCAAAGAGCUCCGCUCCAUUAACCCUGACAGGGUAGACAGCCACCUCAAACUCUUCCAGAACUCCCGGGUCACACUGGUGGCCAAGAACUCUGUGGACCGCCGGGCCAGCCUUCAGCCCCAGAGUCUGGUGCCUCGAGAGAGGAGCGCCAGCCUUGAAGUAGUGGCUUAUAACGAAGCCCUGGAGCUGCGGAGAACUAGCCUGCUACCCAUGCACAUGGUGCUGAGGAGGAGCAGUGUCAGGCCAGGGUUCAGCAUCCCAAAAGUGAGGGUGUCCAAGGCCCCCGCACCCACUUAUGAACCAGAAAAGAUCCGGAGGAAGAGCAGUGCCAAAGAUGGAGGGGGGCAUCUGCUGCAGAUCCCAAAGUGGCGGUACAAGGAGCUAAAAGAAGAACGGAGGAAAGCUGAGGAGGCUGAGAGGAGGAGGCUGGAGGCUAUAACUAGGAGACACCUUGCUGCCACGAAAAGGAAAUAAUAUCACUGCCACAUGUGCAUGACCCCAAAAAGAGAAAAUCUGGACAGAACAUUAGGUCUGACACAUUUUCGGCGUUAAUGUUUUUUCUACAAUUUAUGUGCUCAGUGUGAGCCUAUAAUUACCAGCAGUGUUUAUAAAAGAGGACAGGAAACUGAUGGUUGCUUUUGUUUGCUCAGUUUUGCAAAGGGGAUGCUGGAUGGCCUCUUAUAAAUGGCUGCCAGAGCUUUGACAGAGGUGCACGAUGCUCAGUGUCCUUUAUGAUGUCAAACAGUGAAUACCCAGGGGAUUUGAUACUUGAAAUGUUUGUAGCUAACUUAUUUUUCAUAUUUAUUGCUUUUUGGUGGAAGGCCAAGUCUAAAUAUUGUUAUGCUUUGAGUGCUCCAUAAAACAGUGUUUCUAUAGUGCGUUACACUGUAUCGGAGCAGAAGACACUUAUUAACACUUAUUCUUUCACACUGUAACAACAGCAGAAUUGUGUCCAUUUUUCUGCCUAAAAAAUGGAAGAAAUUUAUGAAAGACAUUAUGAAAUAAUGUCUUUGUAAUAUUCAGAGGCGAAAUACUAAUGGGUGUGUCAUAUUGACAGAGAAAGCUAAACAUGAGCUUAGAUAGAAUCUAAUGGCGGCAUUGUCUUUAGAUGCUUUUUGUUUUGCUUUAUAUUAUGACAAACCCAUGAAUGUAUUUUGCAUAUAUAUUUCAUAUUAGAGAUUUGAAUGCUUUUUGAUGACAAACUUUGAAUUUUUUAUUCAAUACGGACUUUUUCACAUACUGAUAUAUAAACAACUAUGUUUUCUAGUCUUAAUGUUCGAGAGCAAGACUGAAAUGUAGAGCACUAUUGUGACGUGAUCUUACAAUGUGGGGAGAGGAUUAUUAUUAUUAUUCUUUUUUUAAUGUUUACAUCGCAAAACCACAUUAACACUGGUUAAAAUAGUCAUAAACUAACAUGCAAUGAAUGAGACUCUAAGAUGUGUUACAGGGUGGACAAAAUAAACUUCUCUGUUA